CAUGGUCCCACUGCACAGAAUGUAUAUUGACGGACGGACACUCCCUUAAGCGGACAAGAAAAUGUUUUUAUUCUGCAUAGUUUUAGUAAUUUUAAGCAAUAAAAUAGCUUAAUUUUAACUAUUGUCCCUGUUCAUCGAUAAAAAUGCCACCACGACGCACCAGGAAACCUAGAACAUUGCUAACAUUGCAGGAGAAAUUAAAUGUAAUACGGACUCAGGAACAAAACAAACUAACGGUUCGGGAUUUGGCGAAAAGAUUCAAUAUUGGCAAAACGCAAGCAGCUGAAAUUUUAAGACACAAGCAGGCGAUCAGAAAUGGAUUGUUGAGCGGAGAUCUGAAAAUGAGCCAGAUGCGAAAGAAUUCUCUUUCUGUGCAGGGGGCUAAUAUAGACGAGCUGUGCUUUCAAUGGUUUUCUCGAGCCAGAAGCGAAAAUAUACCCAUUUCAGGUGAAAUGGUCCGGGAAAAGGCGAAGGAAAAAGCAGACGAAGAGGGCUAUACUAAGUUUUCCGCCUCCCCUGGAUGGCUGGAGAAAUGGCGGAAGCGUCACAACAUCGCCUAUAAUGCUACCGGUGAUAGCCUAGAUAUACAAGAGUUCGAAGCCAUUCUCGUCAAGAGCGAACCCAUCACGAAUAGAGAAGAUGACGAAGAAGGAGAGCCAUCUCCAGUGAAUUUGAUAGGACCUAUCCGUUCCAUCGACGAAGCUAUGGUGCAGCUUGGCCGACUGAAGGAAUUUGCUAGGAAUGACUAUGUGUCCUACCAGCAGUUGGUCAGCUUGGAGAAUCAGUGGAGAUGGAAGUGCAGUAAUUUUAAAAAAGAAGUUCCUUGACUUAGAAGAUCAGAUUGAAUUUACUACUAAGUGAAUUUGUCAAAUUUAGUGUUAGAUGUAUUUGAAUAUAUGUUUAAUAUUUAGAUAACAUUGCUUAAUUGUAUAAAUAUUACUACCGUUUCUUUCUCAUUGAACUCAAGUACACAAUAUUCCAUUUGUUUUUAAUCUAUUAAGGACAUUUAUUGCUCGCAAAUAUAUAUAAAAUACGUUACCCAUAAGUGAGUUCUUUUGCAUAAAAAAAAAUAUAUAUAUAUAUAAUAAUGAAUGA
Drosophila eugracilis is the source of this 1095-nucleotide messenger RNA. It is a transcript of the gene cag, whose product is annotated as tigger transposable element-derived protein 3. The transcript has 2 exons. Lineage: Eukaryota; Metazoa; Arthropoda; Insecta; Diptera; Drosophilidae. The record is from RefSeq and is a predicted model, not a curated record. Gene Ontology annotation, cellular component: nucleus. Bases 144 to 827 code for a protein of 227 amino acids. Gene Ontology annotation, molecular function: DNA binding.